Molecule: messenger RNA, 13106 nt
Organism: Leptonychotes weddellii (Weddell seal)
Lineage: Eukaryota; Metazoa; Chordata; Mammalia; Carnivora; Phocidae
Source: RefSeq, a predicted model, not a curated record
CUGCGCCCAGCGGUUUCGGCUCCUCCCUCUCCCGGGGCCUUAGUCCCACCAUGGUGCUGGAGUCGGUGGUCGCGGACCUCCUGAACCGCUUCCUGGGGGACUAUGUGGAGAACCUGAACAAGUCCCAGCUGAAGCUGGGGAUCUGGGGCGGUAAUGUGGCUUUAGAUAACCUACAGAUAAAAGAAAAUGCUCUGAGUGAGUUGGAUGUUCCUUUUAAAGUCAAAGCUGGCCAGAUUGAUAAAUUAACUUUGAAGAUUCCUUGGAAGAAUCUUUAUGGAGAAGCAGUUAUUGCGACCCUAGAGGGACUAUACCUGCUUGUUGUCCCUGGAGCAAGUAUUAAAUAUGAUGCUGAAAAAGAAGAAAAAUCCUUGCAAGAUACUAAACAGAAAGAGCUAUCCCGAAUUGAAGAAGCCCUCCAAAAAGCAGCGGAGAAAGGCGCACAUUCAGGGGAGUUCAUAUAUGGCUUGGAAAGCUUUGUUUACAAGGACGUCAAGCCUGGACGUAAACGUAAAAAGCACAAAAAACAUUUUAAGAAACCUUUUAAAGGUCUUGAUCGCUCGAAAGAUAAACCAAAAGAAGCCAAAAAGGAUACGUUUUUGGAAAAGUUGGCAACCCAAGUAAUUAAAAAUGUACAAGUAAAAAUCACAGACAUUCACAUUAAAUAUGAAGAUGAUGUCACUGAUCCACAGCAGCCUCUUUCAUUUGGUGUCACACUGGGAGAACUUAGUCUGUUGACUGCAAAUGAACACUGGACUCCAUGCAUAUUAAAUGAAGCAGAAAAAAUUAUAUACAAGCUUAUACGACUUGAUAGUCUUAGUGCCUACUGGAAUGUAAACUGCAACAUGUCUUACCAGGGAUCAAAGGAACAGAUCUUGGAUCAGCUGAAAAGUGGAAUUCUUACAAGUAACAAUAUACCUGCAAAUCACCAAUAUAUUUUCCAGCCAAUAUCAGCUUCUGCAAAGCUCUACAUGAAUCCUUAUGCGGAAACAGAGCUCAAAACACCCAAACUUGAUUGGAACAUAGAAGUACAGAAUAUUGCCAUUGAAUUGACCAAACCUCAGUACUUAAGCAUGAUUGACCUUUUGGAAUCAGUGGAUUAUAUGGUUAGAAAUGCCCCUUACAGGAAAUAUAAGCCUAAUUUACCACUUCAUACCAAUGGUCGAAGAUGGUGGAAAUAUGCAAUUGAUUCUGUUCUUGAAGUUCAUAUAAGAAGGUAUACACAGAUGUGGUCAUGGAGUAACAUAAAAAAACACAGGCAGUUGCUCAAGUGUUAUAAAAGUGCCUACAAAAGCAAACUAACCCUGACUAAAGUCCCAGAAGAAAUACAGAAACAAAUUCAGGAUUUGGAGAAGACUCUAGAUGUUUUUAACAUAAUUUUAGCAAGGCAACAAGCAAAAGUUGAGGUGAUUCGAUCUGGGCAAAAAUUAAGGAAAAAGUCUGCUGACACAGGCGAGAAACGUGGAGGCUGGUUUAGUGGGUUUUGGGGUAAGAAGGAGUCCAAGAAAAAAGAUGAAGAAUCUUUGAUUCCUGAAACUAUUGAUGACAUUAUGACUCCAGAAGAAAAAGAUAAGCUCUUCACUGCUAUUGGUUAUAGUGAGAGCUCCCACAACUUAGCUUUACCCAAGCAGUAUGUUGCCCAUAUAAUGACACUGAGACUAGUCAGCACCUCUGUCACAUUAAGAGAAAACAAAAAUAUCCCAGAAAUACUGAAAAUUCAGAUAAUUGGCCUGGGCACCCAAGUAUCUCAGCGACCAGGAGCACAAGCACUUAAGGUGGAAGCAAAGUUAGAACACUGGUACAUCACAGGUCUGAAACAGCAGGGUGUUGUACCGUCACUCGUGGCUUCCAUUGGCGAUACUACCUCAUCCUUGCUUAAAAUCGAGUUUGAAACCAACCCCGAGAAUAGCACGGCUGACCAGACUCUGAUUGUUCAGUCUCAGCCUGUGGAGGUCAUCUACGAUGCUAAAACCAUCAAUGCAGUGGUUGAAUUCUUUCAAUCAAAUAAAGGAUUAAAUCUUGAACAAAUAACAUCAGCUACAUUAAUGAAGCUGGAAGAAAUUAAAGAGAGAACAGCUACAGGACUUACACACAUUAUUGAAACUCGAAAAGUCCUUGAUUUAAGGAUAAAUCUGAAGCCUUCUUAUCUAAUACUUCCACAGACAGGUUUCCACCAUGAAAAAUCAGAUCUUCUCAUUGUAGACUUUGGUACAUUUCGGCUUAACAGUAAAGAUCAAGGUUUGCAGAAGACUAAUAAUUCAUCUCUGGAAGAAAUAAUGGAUAAAGCAUAUGACAAGUUUGAUGUUGAAAUAAAAAGUGUGCAGUUACUCUUUGCAAGAGCAGAUGAAAAUUGGAAAACGUGUCGAUUUCAGCAUCCAUCAACUAUGCAUAUAUUGCAACCCAUGGAUAUUCAUGUUGAGUUGGCCAAGGCAAUGGUAGAAAAAGACAUUAGAAUGGCCAGAUUGAAAGUAUCUGGAGGACUUCCGUUGGUGCAUGUGAGGAUUUCUGACCAGAAGAUGAAAGAUGUGCUAUGUUUGAUUAACAGUAUACCCUUGCCACAGAAAUCCUCUGCACAGUCUCCAGAGAGACAGGUAUCCUCAAUUCCCAUUAUUUCAGAUAGGACAAAGGACCUACUUGGUACUUCACUGUUGCUAGAUGGAGUAGAAUCAGAGUCUGAUGAUGAAUAUUUUGAUGCCGAAGAUGGAGAUACACAGACUGGUAAAAGUGUGACAAGUUCAGUACUAAAAAAAGUUGCAGAGGCCCCAAAUGAGGAGCUCAUUAAUCUUUUACUAAAGUUUGAAAUUAAAGAGGUGAUUUUGGAAUUUACCAAACAACAGAAAGAAGAAGAUACAAUUCUAGUAUUUAAUAUUACUCAUUUAGGAACAGAGGCUACGAUGAGAACAUUUGAUAUAACUAUGGUAUCUUAUUUAAAGAAAAUCAGCUUGGAUUACCAUGAAAUUCAAGGAUCCAGAAAGAAGCCCCUUCACUUGAUUAGCUCUUCUGAUAAACCUGGAUUAGAUCUCUUAAAAGUAGAAUAUGUUAAGGCUGAUAAGAAUGGACCUAGUUUUCAAACCGCAUUUGAAAAAACUGAACAAACACUUAAGGUGGCUUUUUCAUCUUUAAAUCUGUUGCUGCAAACACAAGCUCUUCUGUCUUCUAUUAAUUACCUGACAACCAUAAUUCCAUCCAGUGACCAAAGAAGUGAUUCCAAAGAAGUGCAAAUUUCAGAUGAGAAGCAACAAAAAAAUUCAGCUCUGCAGAAAGUGAUUGCAUCCUCUAAAGAUAGGGACAUUAUUGACUUCAGGCUGUUUGCCAAAUUGAAUGCUUUCUGUGUCACUGUUUGCGAUGAGAAGAACAAUAUUGCUGAAAUCAAGAUUCAAGGUCUUGAUUCUUCUCUUUCUCUUCAGUCAAGAAAACAGUCACUAUUUGCCAGAUUGGAAAAUAUUAUUGUCACAGAUGUUGAUCCUAAGACAGUCCAUAAAAAAGCUGUCUCAAUAAUGGGAAAUGAAGUUUUUCAUUUUAACUUGGAUUUGUAUCCAGAUGCUACCGAGGGAGAGUCCUAUACUGACAUGUCCAAAGUGGAUGGUGUGGUAUCACUGAGUGUUGGCUGUAUUCAGAUUGUCUAUCUUCAUAAAUUCCUCAUGUCACUACUGAACUUCCUGAACAAUUUCCAGACAGCCAAAGAAGCUCUAAGUGCUGCCACUGCGCAGGCUGCAGAAAAGGCUGCCAGGAGUGUGAAAGAUCUUGCCCAGAGGAGUUUUCGUGUUUCUCUCAGUAUUGAUCUGAAAGCACCAGUUAUAGUCAUCCCACAGUCUUCCAUUUCCACUAAUGCAGUAGUGGUCGAUCUUGGGCUAAUCAGAGUUCAAAAUCAGUUCAGUCUGGUGUCUGGGGAAGACCAUUUAAACCCUCCAGUAAUUGAUAGAAUGGAUGUGCAGCUAACAAAGCUCAAGCUCUCUAGGACAGUGAUCCAGCCAGGCAUUUCCCAUCCUGAUAUUCAGCUCUUGCACCCAAUUAACUUGGAAUUGUCUGUAAAUCGGAAUCUAGCUGCAUCUUGGUAUCACAAAGUGCCUGUUGUAGAAAUUAAAGGACAUCUUGAGUCAAUGAAUGUUAAUCUCAAUCAAGAAGAUCUUAAUCUUUUAUUUAGAAUACUAGCAGAAAAUCUUGGUGAGGCUACUGAAGACUUGAAUAAAAUGAAACCAGGAGUACAAAAGACAGGUGAAAUUAAAGGGCCACUUGAAACCUCUACAGCAAAACAAGAUGUACAUGCUUCCCAAGGUACUUUAACAGCUGGAAUGGAAGAAAUGAGAUCUGUAGACAUCAUUAAUGUGCUGCUGAAUUUUGAAAUCAAAGAGGUUGUGAUUACUUUGAUGAAAAAAGCAGAGAAGAAAGGAAGGCCUUUACAUGAACUUAAUGUCCUGCAGCUUGGAAUGAAAGCUAAAGUCAAACCCUAUGACCUGACUGCUAAAGCUUAUCUAAAAAAAAUUAGUAUGCGAUGCUUUGAGUUCCCUGACUCUGCAGGAGAGCCACUUCACAUUAUUAACUCUUCUAAUGUAACUGAGGAGCCCCUGCUGAAAAUGUCACUGACAAAGGCAGACAGUGAUGGACCAGAAUUUAAAACCGUUCAUGACAAUACCAAACAGAGACUGAAGGUUUCAUUUUCAUCCUUAGACUUAGUACUUCAUUUGGAAGCUUUACUGUCCUUCAUGGAUUUUUUAUCAUCUGCUGUUCCAUCCUCUGAACCUUCCUCUUCUGAGAAGGAAUCUGAGCUGAAACUACUUGUGGGGGAGUCCAGAAGUAUCGUUGUCAAAGCUGUAUCCAGCAGUACUUCUGAAGAUGAUGUGUUUGAUUUAAAGGUCAUAGCUGAAUUAAAUGCAUUUAAUAUCUUUGUCUGUGAUCAGAAGUGUAACAUUGCAGAUAUUAGAAUACGUGGAAUGGAUGCCUCUAUUUCUGUGAAGCCAAAGCAGACUGACAUGUUUGCCAGACUUAAGGAUAUAGUAAUUACGAAUGUUGAUUUGCUGUCCAUUCACAAAAAGGCUGUCUCUAUUUUGGGAGAUGAAGUCUUUAGGUUCCAAAUGACUCUCUAUCCAGAUGCUACAGAAGGAAAGGCCUAUGCUGAUAUGUCUAAAGUAGAUGGGAAACUUAGUCUCAAAGUGGGUUGUAUCCAAAUUGUUUAUGUUCAUAAAUUCUUCAUGUCUCUUUUGAACUUCCUCAACAAUUUCCAAACUGCCAAAGAAGCUUUGAGCUCAGCCACAGUCCAGGCUGCAGAAAGAGCUGCUUCCAGCAUGAAAGACUUGGCUCAAAAGAGUUUCCGCCUUUUGAUGGAUAUUAACUUGAAAGCACCAGUUAUUAUCAUUCCUCAGUCUUCAGUAUCGCCAAAUGCUGUUGUAGCAGAUCUGGGUUUAAUCAGAGUUGAAAACAAAUUUAGCUUAGUUCCUGUGGGGCAUUAUUCUCUUCCUCCAGUCAUUGACAAGAUGAACAUUCAACUAACUCAGUUGAAGUUGUCCAGAACUAUUUUGCAGGCUGGCUUGCCACAACAUGACAUUGAAAUUUUAAAACCAGUCAACAUGCUUUUGUCCAUACAGCGAAAUUUAGCAGCAGCAUGGUAUGUGCAAAUUCCAGGGAUGGAGAUAAAAGGAAAACUAAAGCCUAUGUUGGUUGCUCUCAGUGAAGACGACUUAACAGUUUUAAUGAAAAUCUUGCUGGAAAAUCUCAGAGAAGCUUCUUCACAGCCAAGCCCUACACAGUCUACCCAGGAGGCUGUAAGAGUAAGAAAAGAUGUUCUGGGUGGGCCGGACCACCUCAAAGAACAAGAUUUGCCAGAAUCAAAGCUUUCUAUGGACCAAAGUGUCACUCUUCAAUUUGACUUUCACUUUGAAUCUCUUUCCAUUGUCCUUUAUAACAAUGAUAUCAACCAGGAAUCCAAACUUUCAUUUCACAAUGACAGUUUCCGGCUUGGUGAACUCAGACUACAUCUUAUGGCCUCUGUAGGGAAGAUGUUUAAGGAUGGCUCAAUGAAUGUCAGCCUUAAACUUAAGACAUGCACUCUUGAUGAUCUCAGAGAAGGCAUUGAGAGAGCAACAUCAAGAAUGAUUGAUAAAAAGAAUGACCAAGAUGACAACAGUUCCAUGAUUGAUAUAAGUUACAAACAAAGCAAAACUGGAAGUCACAUUGAUGCUGUUCUUGACAAGCUAUACGUAUGUGCCAGUGUGGAGUUUCUGAUGACUGUGGCAGAUUUCUUUAUCAAAGCUGUGUCUCAGAAUCCAGAAAAUAUGGCAAAAGAAGCACAGAUUCCGCUACGGCAGACAGCCACAGCAAAAAUCAAGAUGGAGAAAGAUGACUCUGUAAGACCAAACAUGACUUUAAAGGCCAAGAUCACAGAUCCAGAAGUGGUAUUUGUUGCCAGUCUGACGAAGGCUGAUGCUCCUGCUCUGACAGCCUCAUUCCAGUGUAACCUGUCUCUGUCAACAUCCAAACUUGAACAGAUGAUGGAAGCUUCUGUGAGAGAUCUUAAAGUCCUUGCUUGCCCUUUUCUCAGAGAAAAAAGAGGAAGAAACAUUACCACAGUCUUACAGCCCUGUUCUUUAUUUAUGGAAAAAUGUAUGUGGGCCUCAGGAAAACAAAAUAUAAGUAUUAUGGUUGAAGAAUUUAUAAUUAAGAUUUCGCCCAUAAUUCUGAAUACUGUGAUGACAAUCAUGGCUGCUAUGUCUCCAAAGACAAAAGAAGAUGAAUCCAAAGAUACAUCUAAGGAAACAGAAAACCUUUGGGGUGUCAAACCUAUUAGUGAUUAUAACUCUUGGUUUCUUGGUGUUGACCUGGCAAGAGAAAUAACAGAAAAUUUCAAAGACUUUCAACAUCCAUCAGUAGAGGAAAAGUGUGCUGUUGUUGUAGAGUCGGUUCAGGUUACCUUAGAAUGUGGCCUUGGGCAUCGAACUGUACCUUUAUUACUGGCGGAGUCUAAGUUUUCAGGAAACAUUAAAAAUUGGACUUCCCUUAUGGCUGCUACUGCUGACAUGACAUUAGAGGUUCACUAUUACAAUGAGACCCAUGCUGUUUGGGAGCCACUGAUUGAGAGAGUGGAGGGGAAGAGACAAUGGAAUUUAAGGCUUAAUGUAAAGAAGAAUCCAGUCCAGGAUAGAAGUUUAAUGCCAGGAGAUGAUUUUAUUUUUCUUCCUGAGCCACAAACAGCAGUUUGUAUUUCUUCAGGAGAUACAAUGAAUAUAACAAUAUCCAAAAGUUGCCUUAAUGUUUUCAACAAUUUAGCCAAAGGUUUUUCAGAGGGCACUGCUUCUACUUUUGACUACUCUUUAAAAGAUAGGGCUCCUUUUACAGUAAAAAAUGCUGUAGGUGUUCCCAUUAAGGUGCAGCCCACUCAUAAUCUUAGAGUAAUAGGCUUCCUUGAGAAAAGUGGUGUUUAUGAUGUUGAUGCUGGUCAGAAUUUGGAAUUGGAAUAUGCUAGCAUGGAACCUUCACGUCAAGGAAAAUUAGCUAUAUUGAGCCGUCAAGAAAGCUCCUUCUUCACUCUAACCUUUGUACCUCAUGGAUAUACAGAAGUUGCAAAAGUUCCUGUUGCCAGAUCCGGAAGACGAUUGUAUAAUGUACGGAAUCCCAAUGCCAGUCGUUCUGACUCAGUCUUGGUACAAAUUGAUGCAACUGAAGGGAGUAAAGUAAUUACCCUUCGCUCUCCUCUGCAGAUUAAAAACCAUUUCUCUAUUGCAUUCAUCAUCUAUAAAUCUGUUAAGAAUGUUAAGCUAUUGGAGCGCAUUGGAGUAGCCAGACCUGAAGAGGAGUUCCAUGUUCCUUUAGAUUCAUAUAGAUGUCAGUUGUUUAUUCAGCCAGCUGGUAUCUUAGAGAAUCAGUACAAAGAAUCCACCACUUAUAUUUCUUGGAAGGAAGAACUUCACAGGAGCAGGGAAGUCAGAUGCAUGCUGCAGUGUCCAUCAGUAGAAGUCAACUUCUUACCUCUCAUUGUCAAUACAGUUGCUCUGCCUGAUGAAUUAAGCUAUAUAUGUACCCAUGAGGAAGACUGGGAUCCGGCUUACAUUAUUCAUCUUUAUCCUACCCUCACUUUGCGGAACCUUCUCCCAUAUUCUCUAAGAUACUUACUCGAAGGAACAGCAGAAACUCAUGAGCUCACAGAAGGCAGUGCUGCUGAUGUUCUACAUUCAAGAAUCAGUGGAGAAAUAAUGGAAUUGGUUCUGAUGAAGUAUCAGGGCAGAAACUGGAAUGGACAUUUCCGUCUAUGUGAUACACUUCCCGAAUUCUUUCUUGUAUGUUUUUCCUCUGACUCCACAGAAAUGAUGUCAAUUGACUUGUCAGUACAUGUCAAACGAAUUGGCAGCCGGAUGGUGCUAUCUGUCUUUAGUCCCUACUGGCUGAUCAACAAGACUUCUCGGGUUCUCCAGUAUCGUUCGGAAGACAUUCAUGUGAAACAUCCAGCUGAUUUCAGGGAUAUUAUUUUAUUCUCUUUCAAGAAGAAGAACAUUUUUAGUAAAAAUAAGGUACAAUUAAAAAUUUCAACUAGUGCCUGGUCCAGUGGUUUUUCAUUGGAUACAGUGGGAAGUUAUGGGUGUGUGAAGUGUCCUGCCAGCAAUAUGGAGUACCUGGUUGGUGUUAGCAUCAAAAUGAGUAGUUUUAAUCUUACACGAAUAAUUACUCUGACUCCCUUUUGUACCAUUGCAAACAAGUCAUCAUUAGAACUAGAAGUUGGCGAAAUUGCAUCUGAUGGCUCAAUGCCAACUAAUAAGUGGAACUAUAUUGCUUCUUCAGAGUGCCUUCCCUUUUGGCCUGAAAAUUUGUCAGGCAAACUUUGUGUGAGAGUGGUGGGCUGUGAAGGAUCCUCCAAACCAUUUUUUUAUAACCGACAGGAUAAUGGCACUUUAUUGAGCUUAGAAGAGCUGAAUGGGGGUAUCUUGGUGGAUGUAAACACUGCUGAGCAUUCAACUGUCAUAACCUUUUCUGAUUACCACGAGGGAUCUGCACCUGCCUUAGUGAUAAACCACACAUCACAGGACGUCGUCACAUACAAACAGAGUGGGACACAGGAGGAAGUGUACUUGGUGCCAGGAGAAGCUCGACUUUUUGCCUGGGCAGAUCCUACUGGUACCAGAAAACUUACCUGGACAUAUGCAGCAAAUACUGGAGAACACAGUCUGUUAAAGGAUGAAUGUGGCCAGUUUCCCUAUGAUGCAAAUACUCAGAUACACUGGGUAUCAUUCCUAGAUGGGCGCCAGAGAGUGUUGCUUUUCACUGAUGAUGUUGCCUUGGUUUCCAAAGCACUUCAGGCAGAAGAAAUGGAGCAGGCCGAUCAUGAAAUAACCUUUUCUCUCCACAGUCUUGGGCUUUCCCUGGUUAACAAUGAAAACAAGCAGGAAGUUUCAUAUAUUGGGAUAACCAGUGAUGAUUCUGCUUCAAAGAUCUCAAGUGUAGAUCACCUUAAGGCAGAUCUUUUGGUCAAUUUUGAUAAAGUUCCCAUGGAAAUGCGCCUCCCUGUUCAUUGCCCAAUAAAGCGAGAUUUUUUAUCAGGGAUUCAGAUUGAAUUUAAGCAGUCUCCUCACCAGAGAAGUUUAAGAGCCAAAUUGUACUGGCUUCAGGUUGAUAGUCAGUUACCAGGUACAGUGUUUCCUGUUGUAUUUCAUCCUGUGGCUCCUCCAAAAUCUAUUGCUUUGGAUUCAGAGCCCAAACCUUUCAUUGAUGUGAGUGUCAUCACAAGAUUUAAUGAAUACAGUAAAGUAUUACAGUUCAAGUAUUUUAUGGUCCUCAUUCAGGAAAUGGCCUUGAAAGUUGAUCAGGGGUUUCUAGGAGCUAUUAUUGCACUGUUUACCCCAACAACUGACCCUGAAGCUGAAAGAAAACGGACAAAGUUAAUCCAACAAGAUAUUGAUGCUCUAAAUACAGAAUUAAUGGAGACUUCGAUGACUGAUAUGUCAGUUCUUAGUUUCUUUGAACAUUUCCAUAUUUCUCCUGUUAAGUUGCAUUUGAGUCUGUCCUUGGGUAGUGGAGGCGAAGAGUCAGACAAAGAAAAACAAGAAAUGAUUGCAAUUCAUUCUGUCAAUCUGCUGUUGAAAAGCAUAGGUGCUACUCUGACUGAUGUGGAUGACCUAAUAUUCAAACUUGCUUAUUAUGAACUUCGGUAUCAGUUUUACAAGAGAGAUCAGCUCAUGUGGAGUGUUGUUAGACAUUACAGUGAACAGUUCUUGAAACAGAUGUAUGUCCUUGUAUUGGGCUUAGAUGUGCUUGGAAACCCAUUUGGAUUAAUUAGAGGUCUGUCUGAAGGAGUUGAAGCUUUAUUCUAUGAACCCUUCCAGGGUGCUGUUCAAGGCCCUGAAGAAUUUGCUGAGGGCUUAGUGAUUGGAGUAAGAAGUCUCUUUGGACACACUGUAGGUGGUGCAGCAGGAGUUGUAUCUCGCAUCACCGGUUCUGUUGGAAAAGGUUUGGCAGCAAUUACAAUGGACAAGGAAUAUCAGCAAAAAAGAAGAGAAGAGAUGGGCCGACAGCCUAAAGAUUUUGGAGACAGCCUGGCCAGAGGAGGAAAGGGCUUCCUGCGUGGAGUUGUUGGAGGAAUGACUGGGAUAAUAACAAAACCUGUGGAAGGUGCCAAAAAGGAAGGAGCUGCUGGAUUCUUUAAAGGAAUUGGAAAGGGGCUUGUGGGUGCUGUGGCUCGUCCAACCGGUGGAAUCAUAGAUAUGGCCAGCAGCACCUUCCAAGGAAUUCAGAGAGCAGCAGAAUCAACCGAGGAAGUGUCCAGGCUCCGUCCCCCUCGUUUCAUCCACGAGGACGGCAUCAUUCGCCCAUAUGAAAGGCAGGAAUCCGAGGGCUAUGAUUUAUUUGAGAAUCAUAUCAAAAAGUUAGAAGGAGAGACUUAUCGAUACCACUGUGCUAUUUCUGGAAGCAAGAAGACAAUCCUUAUGGUUACAAAUAGGCGAGUGUUGUGUAUAAGUGAAGUUGAAAUCCUCGGCCAUAUGUCCAUAGACUGGCAGUGUCCAUUUGAAGAUUUUGUACUUCCUCCCAGUGUCCAUGGAAACCUGCUAAAAAUUUCAAUCAAGGAGCGGGGUCUGUUCCACAAAAAAGACAGUGCCAGUCAUGGCUGUCGGAACAUUUACCUGCAGAACACCACCACAGCAGAGAAAGUAUAUAAUGCCAUUGAUGACGCACGGUCAAUGAGACACCAGCAAAAAUUGAUGAAGCAAUCAUCACUGAAACUUCUCAGGCCCCAAAUACCAUUUUAAUCACAGAUCCCAGGGGGCUGCUACUGGGAGAAAAACCAACCAGUUGGUCUUGUCUAUAAAUCACUCUUCUUUAUCUUGCUAAAGAGAAUUUUUCAAGCAAUCCUUUAGUUUUAGAAUUUUUUUUCUAGGAUCAUGAGUAUUGGAUUUUCCAUGUUUUCCCCUUUAGGUUUGACUCUAAUUUUGUAACCAUCUGUACGUCAGCAACUCACUUCUACACUGCCACCUAAAUGGGUCAGGCCCUCAAAGAAAUAUCACUUGAAACUCAGAGUGAAAUUUCCAUUAAUGUUAAAGUUGUGAAGCAAAGGGCAAUGGACCUGUUUUUAAUUAAAGUUUUUGCUGAAGAAUAAGAGAAGAGCUUAGAAUGACUAGUGUUCUUUAGGAGGUUUGGACAAACCUUUGGACAGGUAUUGGAUAUUUUAUUUAAAGGUAAUUUGUUCAAUAACUGAACUGAGGUCAUAUUUUUGGUAAAUCAGAUAACUGAAGAAAAGCCACUAAAGGGAGAGAUGACAUGUUUUCUAUUUUCUUUUCAUGAAAACGUUAUUUUUCUCCUAAUAAAAACAUGUUUUACUUUGCUGCUUAUUUUUCUUCCUUGCAUUAGGAUAUAAAAACAUAUGGAAAAUCAAAUCUAAAAAUAUCUGUGGUCUGUGCUGUGUAAUGUAGCCUUCAUAAAACUUUUGAAAUUAUUUACAUGCUCCUUUGAGAGGAACUUAAGUGGCACAAUUAUAACUUGCUGAUACAUGGAAAUAUUGUACUUUAUGUUUUUCAAGACUCAAAUAUGAAAAGCUCAGUAUUUUUAUAUUUCUAGAAAUUGUUUUUUUAUAAGUUGAAAGAUUUUUAAGAGCAUCAUAAACUAAUACUUAAUCCUAUUGCAUACCUAGAAAUGUAUUUUAAAUACUUAUUAGGAAGAAUGAAAAAUCUCUAGUUAUUUUAUAUAUAAAUAAAAUAAAGCAUAUAUAACAACACUGUGGAAAAUACCUGGUAAGCAUGUCCUUUGAGGGAGCAAACUUAUGAGAAUCCGUUCAGUACAGCAUUAUUUUUGUCCUUUCCACAUCUCACUUAUGCUGAUCAGAGAUAUACUGCCUAUAAAAGCUUUUUUUAAAAUGCUCAGAAGUAUAUACCUUGAAUGAAUCUUUACAUUCACUCAUGGAUUUUAACAUGACAUUUAUUUCAAAUCACUGAAUUAAUGAUGUAAAUGAAGAUGUGGACAUACCUGGUUUGCUCUGUUUUUGUUGAUAGGUGGUCAGGCUUCUACUAUUUUUAUUGAUGUUUUUUAAGACCAGCCUUAAAACUUUUUAAAUUUUUCCUAGUUAAUAAUUACUGUAGACUCCAAAAGGAGGAUAUAAUAACUGAUACCCUAAAUAUUUGAUCUAUGAUACAGUUAUGGUGGGCUUUGCCUUUUCAACAUCAUUUAUUUUUCUGUGAAGGAACAUGUCAUAUAUAAAACUUCUAGCCUUAAACAAUUUCUGUGUCAUUCGUUAAUCACAACUUAUUACAGGGAGUAUCAUAAACAGAAUUUCAUAGCAAAUGUGUUAGUUUUUUGUGUCUUUAAAGCUGACUUAAUCAGGAAUUUGAGAUAUCUGAUUAUAUAUUUCAUAGGAAUCACAGCUAUUGACGAUGUCCUAAAUAUUUAAGAAACCAUAUUGUACUGAUGGCAUGUACAAAACAUUGAACUAAAAAAUUUUUAUAGAAAUAUAUAAAUUCAUCAUCUCAGUUGGCUUAAAAGUAAACUUUCAAAUGUUUGUGACAUUCUAAUUUGAUUUAAUCCCCUGGGACAGAAAUAAUUCAUUGGUAGAGUAUAAUGUCUUUUGUGUUUUUAAAAAUGCUUUGAGAGUUAAUUAUUUGCUUAUGAACUACUGAGAGAAAUAAAAUAUUUAAUGCAUUGUU